UCGUUUUGUUGAUCCUCCAUUAGGGACAAGCAACGACACUGGCACUAGAUUCUGUCAUCAUGUCCAAAGUGAUACAAAAGAAGCACCACUGGAUCCAUAAAGUGAACGAGUGCGCUGUAAUCAGGGACGCAUGUGGGGAGCUGAACGUUGAACUCCGUGGUGGGGCAGAAAAUGGAGAGUUCCCGUAUAUUGGUGAAGUUAGGGAGGAUGCUGUGCUGUACCAGGACGGUAAACUGUGCGAGGGGGAGCUUCUGCUGGAGGUGGAGGGGCUGUCCGUGGCCGGGUUACCCCUCUACGACAUCUACACUGUGAUGAAGUGCUGCAAGGAUCCCAUCAGGUUGAAAACUGUGCGUCAAGGUAACAAGCUGAAUAAGGAUUUAAAGCACUACUUGAACCUGAGGUUUCAGAAGUCUUCCCCGGAUCAUGAGUUACAGAAAAUCAUCCGAGCCAAUCUUUAUCGCCACGCUGUGCCUUGUACAACCCGGCCUCCUCGAGACGGUGAGGUCCCAGGGGUGGACUACAACUUCCUGUCUGUGGAGGACUUCCUGGAGCUUGAGGAGAACGGCACGCUUUUGGAAAUAGGAACGUAUGAAGGUAACUAUUAUGGGACCCCCAAGCCUCCGCGGCAGCCCAUCAUCGGGACAGUGAUCCUUGGUGCUCCUGACUCGCGACAGUCCACCCCGAAGCGCACCAAGUCCUACAAUGACAUGCAAAACGCUCGAGUAGUGCCUGCUGACGACGAUGAUGACGACCAGGCCACGGAAAUGAACAACAGUUUCACAGGUAACCCUAACGACCCGGACGAGAGCCGUGGUGGUAUCCUCCGGCCCUACGCAGCACAUGCUCCCAUCGGUCUGAACAAUGCAGCCAUUUCUACGGCGGACAGCGGGCAGCAGACGCUGGCUGAGCCACAGGUCUCCCCUGAUGACCCUCUGGGGCCACUGCCCGAGAACUGGGAGAUGGCCUACACUGAGAAUGGAGAGCUGUACUUCAUAGACCACAACACAAAGACCACGUCAUGGCUGGAUCCCCGGUGCAGAGACAAAGGCUCUCGACCACUGGAGGAGUGUGAUGACGAUGAAGAAGGGAUACAUACAGAGGACCUGGAGAGUGAUUUAGAAUUGCCACCAGGAUGGGAGAGGAUAGACGAUCCCGUGUAUGGUGUAUAUUAUGUAGACCAUAUCAACAGGAAGACACAGUAUGAGAACCCGGUGGUGGAGGCGCGGCGCCGCAAAAUCCUGGAGCAGCAGCAGCCGCAGCCUCCAGAAGAGUGGAUAGAGGAGCACUCCUCAGCUGCUGCUCCUCUGGCCAACUAUGCUCCUAAUCACCUGGAGACUUACAGGGACCCACAAGUCCUGCCCACUCUACCUCCGGGCCCCACUGGAGCCAAACGAGGAAAGCCUUUCUUCACCAGAAACCCAGCUGAGCUCAAAGGAACCUUCAUCAACACAAAGUUAAAGAAGAGCAGACGUGGCUUUGGUUUUACUGUGGUUGGAGGCGAUGAGCCCGAUGAGUUCCUCCAGAUUAAGAGCCUGGUGCUGGAUGGACCUGCAGCUGUGGAUGGGAAAAUGGAGACAGGUGACGUCAUAGUGAGUGUGAAUGACACCAUUGUACUCGGAUACACGCAUGCUCAGGUGGUCAAGAUCUUCCAGUCCAUCCCCAUUGGUUCCAUGGUGGACCUAGCCUUAUGUCGUGGCUACCCACUGCCAUUUGACCCCGACGACCCCAACACCAGCCUGGUGACCUCGGUGGCCAUCUUGGACAAGGAGCCAAUCAUUGUGAAUGGACAGGAGACUUUUGAGCCACCAAACCAGGUGGGACCAGUGAACGGGAUGAGAGAGCCAAGACCACACAGCCCCUCCGCAGAUGUGGCGUCCAAUGGUUCCCACGGCUACUCCAGUGAUGUGGUUACUCUAGCAUCGUCUAUAGCCACGCAGCCUGAGCUCAUAACUAUCCACAUGGAGAAAGGAGACAAGGGUUUUGGCUUUACCAUCGCGGACAGUCUAACAGGUGGUGGUCAAAGGGUGAAGCAGAUUGUAGACUACCCUCGCUGCAGAGGUCUGAAAGAAGGAGACAUUUUGAUGGAGGUCAACAAGAGGAACGUCCAGAACAUGAGCCACAACCAAGUGGUGGACCUGCUGAGCAAAUGCCCCAGAGGAAGUGAAGUGACCAUGCUGGUGCAAAGAGGAGUGGUGCCAGCCAAGAGGAGUCCGAAGCUGGUGCACCAGUUAGAGAGGAAGGACAGCCAGAACAGCUCCCAGCACAGUGUCUGCAGCCAUCGCAGCGCCCACACAGAUUCACCCAGCCACCCGCUGCCCUCUGCCAUGCCCGGGGAGGUGGUGGCCCAGCCCCCAGCCGCACCCACACAGCCUCUGCCCGGUCUGCCCCCCCUCCAGGACCCCAGCACCGAUGGGACCCUCACGCUGCAGAAGAAACCAGAUCCUUUCAAGAUCUGGGCCCAGUCCAGGAGCAUGUACGAGAGCAGAUUGCCCGAUUGCCAGGAGCAGGACAUUUUCCUCUGGCGCAAAGACACUGGAUUUGGUUUCCGUAUUCUGGGUGGGAAUGAGCCUGGUGAACCGAUCUACAUUGGCCACAUAGUGAAGUAUGGUGCAGCAGAUGAAGAUGGGCGGCUCAGAUCUGGGGAUGAGCUGAUCUGUGUGGACGGGACUGCGGUGGUGGGGAAGUCUCAUCAGCUCGUGGUGCAGCUGAUGCAGCAGGCCGCAAAACAGGGCCACGUCAACCUCACCGUGAGGCGCAAGACAGCUGGAUACGGAGUAUCCAAAGGUGAAGGAGAUGUCCCGCCCUCUCCGGCCUCUUCCCACCACAGCAGCACCCAGGCGCCAAGUCUGACUGAGGGCAAGCGCACUCCACAGGGCAGCCAGAACUCCCUGAACACAGUGAGCUCAGGCAGCGGCUCCACCAGCGGCAUCGGCAGCGGGGGCGGAGGAGGCAGUGGGAGCGCCGUGGUCCCAGCCAGCCUCCAGCCGUAUGAUGUAGAGAUCCAGAGAGGGGAGAACGAAGGCUUUGGGUUCGUCAUUGUGUCCUCUGUCUCCAGACCGGACGCAGGCACCACAUUCACUGGAAAUGCCUGCGUUGCCAUGCCCCACAAAAUAGGGCGUAUCAUCGAGGGCAGCCCGGCGGACCGCUGUGGGAAGCUGAAGGUGGGAGAUCGGAUUUUGGCGGUGAAUGGCUGCUCCAUCACCAACAAGUCACACUCGGACAUCGUCAACCUGAUCAAGGAGGCGGGAAACACGGUGUCUCUCAGGAUCAUCCCCGGUGAUGAAUCUUCCAAUGCUUCUCUGCUGACAAAUGCAGAGAAGAUCGCUACCAUCACCACAACGCACACACCUCAGUCCGAGUCCCGGAAUAACUCAAAGUCUAAAGGGGCCCCACCUCCUCCACCAACACAGAAUCAGGAUGCUGAGUUCUACUCUGUGGACCUGGAGAGAGACAGUAAAGGCUUUGGGUUCAGUCUGAGAGGAGGACGAGAGUACAAUAUGGACCUGUAUGUCCUCAGACUGGCAGAAGAUGGCGCUGCAGUCAGGAACGGGAAAAUGAGGGUGGGAGACGAGAUCCUGGAGAUAAACGGAGAGAGCACAAAGAACAUGAAGCAUUCUCGGGCGAUCGAGCUGAUCAAGAACGGAGGUCGAAGGGCGCGGCUCGUCCUAAAGCGCGGCGAUGGAUCUGUACCUGAAUAUGACGGCAGCAGUGACGGGUACCCUGCCACACCCGGGGCACAAAACUCUCCGGAAGUGAGGACGCUGCCCAACAGUCGAUACCACACCUCAUCGGAGUCCAGUUAUCCACUCGAUCUUCACAAACCAUCACGGCAGGACGAGGCUGUGCGUGGCCGGACCAAGACCCGGGACAGGGACAGGGCUGGGACCGACCAGAUACCGGACUACCAAGGCCAGCAAUUUAACCCCCACCUUCAUCACACCUGGAACAACAACCACAGUCAAAGCACCCCCAGAAACCAGUCUCCCGCGGACAGUAACGGCAGCAGCAGUGGCAACAAGAAGGGCAAAGGACGCAAGGUGAAGAAGUCCGAGUCGGAGAGCGGCAUCUCGAAGCUCCUAAAGACUUUGCGGAAGGACAGUUCGGGGAAGAAAGCGGAGAAACAACGAGGGAGAGAGGCGAAUACCAGCAGCUCCACUCUGGACGGCAGGUUUAGACUUCAGCGGCGCGGUUCACUCGAUCGAUCGCCCACACGAAAACGCGGCGCAUCUCCAGACCGCCGACGCGCCAAGUCCAUGGACCGGCGAGCAGAACGGGCGCAGAGAGACCGAACACCAGAGAGGGAAUAUGAUGAUGGUGGCUUCCUCGCCGUAACACCUGAGCGGAAACUGAGCGAGAGGCGUGUUAUGAAGGACUCUGCAACACCGGGUAGAAUGAGUGUGAGAUCAAACAACAACUCUGAUACUCUGUCGUACACUAGGGGGCGCACUCUUGACCGCCCCACCAAGAACGGCAACCUGCUGAGAGACUCCUCCUCCGAGAGAUACAGAACGAACGGGACACCAGAGCGGAGGUACCGUGACUCUUCCCCUGACAGCACCUACAGCCGCGAGGAGCUGAACUACGGAGCAGCAGCGCCCCCUAGGCUCAAGGACUAUUACAGCAUGAUGAAGAACAACGCGGCUCAGUACAACUUACCUGCCUACAACAACGCGGGCCACAAUAAUAACGCAGCGGGACGUGGAUCCAACCAGCUCCCCGAACCCAAGCGCCGCUCGUACAAGGAGAGCCCCAAAGACCUGAGUAUCUAGCGCCUCCUGUCUUUCUGUACAAUACACUGGAAACGGACUUCACAGGAUCUUAUAAGUCUUGUGCUAUUCGGUUGACUGAUUUAUUAAUAAUUGAUUGAUUUUUGGUUUAAUCGUGAUCUCCCCCAUUACAGAGAUUCAUAAAACAGCAAAAGUACAAUCCUAUCUGUCCACACUGGUUGUUUUUCGUCAUUGUUCUAGUUAUUUUUUAUCAGAGUUGUUGUACUAUAGUAACGUUAUUGUUAUGUGCCUGCAUAUGAAAUCAGUGAUAUUGCUUUUUGUAGGCAUUUGCUGAAUCUAUGAAUAGUUGUUCCCUCCGAGGCCUAAAAAUGCUUCCAGUUGUGGUCAUUUUUAUAAUUAUGAAGUUUGUUUUCCCCAUUUCAGACUUGCUUUACUGAACAAAACUAUAGCACAAGACACUGUUGGUUCACAAAGACUGUGAAAUUUACGUGCAAGUAUCAUGGUUAUGAAAGAAAUACUAUAUGACCAUUUGGGGAUUUUGUCACUAUUUAUUGUUCAUUGGCACAUAUAUUUUGAGCUCAUUAAAAGUUUCAGGAAGGUAGGAACACACACUGUACCUGGGGAAGAAUGCUGGACUCUUUGAAAUGGCAGCUCACUGUAUGCCUCUACACAACUGCUGCUCAAGUUUGAAAAAUAAUGUGUAAAAAUAUUGGCUAAAUUUAAUCUUUCCCUCUUUUCAAAACUGAAUAUCGCUUUUAUCAUAGCCAAAAAGAUGUACUUUCAACUUCAAGGCUAAAGAAAAACUUUCAGAGAGAUAAACACUAUUGGUCCUAAUUAGUCGCUCACCAAGUAUACUGAGAUAUUUGAGCCAAGACUGCAUUGUGCCAGAGAACCAGCUCCAACGCUGCCAUAAAGAUAUAAUAUACCUUGUAUGCCAAAAAGAAGUGUAAAUUCCCCUGCACAAAUGUACACUGUCUCUCAUCAAACAUAAUAUUAUGACCACCACAGAAUAAAUAUGUUAACAUUUGGGCAGGUUUGACACUGAUGAUGGAAAUUAUGAUACAAAUAUCUCAAAGCAACUCAAAAUUGCAUCUCUUGUUGAGUUCACAGUCUAAAAUUGAAUCUAAAAUGUGGUAACCAUAGACUGUAUUCAGAAGUGGACUAACAGAGUAUGAGUGUGUUCGGCUCCAGUCAAAUGAAGCUCAAGGGGCUUGCAGUUAUAGGAGUUGAAUGUGGAGGGACAGGAUUUACUCAAAAAUUAGACAAAAUAGCUAAAUAAAAAUACCAGGAUCAUGUAGAAGGGGUUAAUAUGAACAUUUUAAGACUAAAAUGACGCAUCUCACUGCAGCAGUUACAGAGAGAGGGGUGACAAUUUUUUAAUGUAGUCAAUUGGAGCUGAGUCAUUGGAGCCAGAAGCACCCCAUUCUCACUUCCUAUUUGGAACGUGGUGGGUAGCAGGUCAUGUCCAUUUAUAUACAGUCUAUGGUGGUAACAUGAGAUUUUUGUCGGAUGACGGCAUGACUAAAUACACAAACACACAAAAUUGCUUAUAAGGAAUGUGGUCGUAAUGUUAUGCUUUACUGAUGCGCGUUGUACCCCAAAAAUGAUUUGACUACUCUGUUCCCUUGUGUUUGACUGGUGCACUGACUCGGGGGUCUCGGGCUGCUGUGGUUUUGGUAACAUGGGACAGUCCUCUACAAGAGUUUGACCAAUCUGCGCGCUGAGCCAUGCCGUCACUCCACUCCCAGUCUGACUGCUGCUUGUACAACAUGUUUUUAUGUGUAUUUCUCUUUGUUUUAUGUCUCAUCCAAAAUAUAUUGAGUAAAAUCACAUAUGCAUUGUUUGAUCACUGUCGUCACCAUGGUACUGUAUUGAAAAAAAUGUGGAAAAAAAAGUUUGUUGGCCAUCACCUGUAAAGAAUUUUUCCAAUGUUAUUAUUAUUAGGAAGGAAUUUUAAAAAUGUUGCCUUUUCUUGUACAAAAGAGAAAUUUAUGGAGAGAGCCUCAGCAGUGGGGAAUGUGCUAUUGUGUUGGACCUGAUAAUGAUUUAUUGGAAAUAUAUUAAUUUUACUCUUGGAUCAGGUAUGUAAAGAUUAUUGAGAGACUGUAUUGGUUGAAUCUGCUCAGUUUGUUUGGUCUGAAAUCUCGAUGGUUAUAGCCUGCCUUUGUAUUAUAAAGCACUUGUAUGCAGUCUGUGUUUCUUCAAAAAGCAUUAUUUCUUGCAACGUGCUCUGGACAUAAUUCUGUCUGUGUGUUGAUAAAAAGCAGUACAUGUAUAUUAUUAUUAUGGGCCAAUCUUUUUAUAAAACUAUGCAUAUAUAAAUAUCACAUUGUUCAUAGCUUUAUUUGACCCAUGAAGCUAAAAACAUAACAUUAGUCGAAGUACAAGUAGAUGUGGACUUAUCCAGCUUCUUUCCUCCAGAUGGAUUACAAUGUAUAUGUAGCUAUCAAAAGAAGUCUGUGAAUGCUAUUUUUAUUAUCAAAUAA
Molecule: messenger RNA, 7213 nt
Organism: Boleophthalmus pectinirostris (great blue-spotted mudskipper)
Lineage: Eukaryota; Metazoa; Chordata; Actinopteri; Gobiiformes; Gobiidae
Product: membrane-associated guanylate kinase, WW and PDZ domain-containing protein 1-like
Exons: 23
Coding region: 60-4769 (1569 amino acids)
Biological process (GO): signal transduction
Cellular component (GO): cytoplasm
Molecular function (GO): protein binding
Source: RefSeq, a predicted model, not a curated record